This is a messenger RNA of Mobula hypostoma (lesser devil ray), 3148 nucleotides long. Its product is annotated as uracil nucleotide/cysteinyl leukotriene receptor-like. Gene Ontology annotation, biological process: G protein-coupled receptor signaling pathway. NCBI's taxonomy places the organism in Eukaryota, Metazoa, Chordata, Chondrichthyes, Myliobatiformes, Myliobatidae. Bases 507 to 1547 code for a protein of 346 amino acids. The transcript has 4 exons. Gene Ontology annotation, molecular function: G protein-coupled receptor activity. The record is from RefSeq and is a predicted model, not a curated record. Gene Ontology annotation, cellular component: plasma membrane.
CUCUUAUCAAAGUUUAAAAAAAUGAAAUUCUUUUCAUUUAACAGACAAUGAGCUCCCUCUGUUGGCUGAUGGACAAUAACUUGUGCAGUUAUAAAAGAGAAACACCCUCUAUCACACGGACUCAUUCAGCCCGGAUCUUUGUGCGAUCUAAACGCGGCGGGUGGUUUGGCCGCAGGCCGGAGCUGUGGAGCGUUUGGCGCUGAGUUCCAGAGGAUGUCAGUGGCUGCAGUGUUACGGACUGUGACUGUACGGUAAGAUAGAACAACCCCUUUUCACCGAACUAUCAUUAAUCUGUGACUGCAGCCGUUCUCUCUGAUAGCAACCAACACUCUUUGGAGGGCGCAUGUCUUACAGAGGACACGCCACUCCAGCUGCAAGACCGUGUCAAACCAUUAUAGUGGGAUUGUUUACUGUACGCGGUGGCACGAAGGACGCGUGAAACUUCGAAGCGACUUCCUUCAACAGGAUGGUGCAAGCUGGGGAACACGGGCGGGGCACCUGCUAGGAUGUUCACUGAAGCUGCACGCCAAGACCCGGGAAAGACUACUAUGGCGUACCCCAUCCUACCCAACAAUGCCAGCGGGCCCCAGUGCACUGAGGAGAGCACCGAAGAGAACCUGUUCUUCUCCUCCUUCUACGGGGUAGUGUUUGUGUUGGCAUUUGUGGGCAACAUCCUCGCAGUGUGGGUCUUCUCCUGCGAUAACCACACCAACACCACCACCAACAUAUACCUGAUGCACCUGGCGGUGGCCGACCUGUCCUACGUGCUCAUUCUCCCCAUGAGGAUGGUGUAUCACCUGAGCCAGAACCACUGGCCCUUCGGAGAGGUGCCCUGCCGCAUCACUGGCUUCCUCUUCUACCUCAACAUGUACGCCAGCAUCUUUUUCCUGACCUGCAUUAGCGCCGACCGCUUCCUGGCCAUCGUCUACCCAGUCAGGUCCAUGCGCGUCCGUAAGCCGCUCUACGCCAACAUUGCCUGCGUGGUCCUCUGGGUGCUGGUGGUUCUGGGGGUGGCUCCCAUGCUAGGAGCCCCCCAGACCCUGCAGAGCAGCAACACUACCACUGUGUGUCUGCAGCUGUACCGCGAGAAGACGUCCAGCUUUGCUCUGGUGCCCCUAACGGUCGGCUUCGUGGUCCCAUUUGUCAUCACGGUCACCUGCUACCUGCUCAUCAUCCACAGUCUGCGCAGGGGCAACCGAAUCGAGAGGCACUUGAAGGACAAGGCCAUAAAGAUGAUAAUCCUGGUGCUCACCAUCUUCCUCGUCUGCUUUGUGCCCUACCACAUCAACCGCUACCUGUACAUCCUGUCCACCAGCUCAGUCCCCUCCAGCUGCCGGGACAGGAGGCUCAUCGCCCUCAGCAACCGCAUCACGUCCUGCCUGACCAGCCUCAACAGCUGCCUUGACCCUGUGGUCUACUUCUUCGUUGGGGAGAAGUUCCGUGAGCGCUUCUGCCACUUUGUGUGCGGCCGCAGGAAGAGGACGCAGUCUGUCAGCCAUGAGACCAAGACAAAUGAGAGCUCGCUCAGCGGCAAGUCAGAGCUUUAGUGAUGGUGGCAAGAGAUGGCUCCCUCUCCAUAGUGGCCCAUUCUCGUUGCAGUGUAUGGGGGUGUGUGUAACAGAGGGUGCUGUAUGUUUGUGUAUGAGGAUUGCUUAAGGGCUGCGUGCGUGUGUGUGUGUGUGCGUGUGUGUGUGUGUGUAUGUGUGUAUGUUUGUGUAUGUGUACAUGUGUGUGUGUAUGUGUGUAUGUGUACAUAUGUGUGUGUGUAUGUGUAUGUGUACAUAUGUGUGUGUCUGUGUGUAUGUGUGCAUAUGUGGGUGGGUGUGUCUGUGUGUAUGUGUGCAUAUGUGUGUGUGUGUAUGUGUAUGUGUACGUAUGUGUGUGCGUGUGUGUGUGUGUGUAUGUGUGCAUGUGUGCAUAUGUGGGUGGGUGUAUGUGUAUGUGUACGUGUGUGUGUGUGUGUGUGUGUGUGUGUGUGUGUGUAUGUGUGCAUAUGUGUGUGUGUGUAUGUGUAUGUGUACGUAUGUGUGUGUGUGUGUGUGUGUGUGUGUGUGUGUGUAUGUGUGCAUGUGUGCAUAUGUGGGUGGGUGGGUGUGUGUGUGUGUGUGUUGGUGAUCAUGUGUCCAUGAGCACAUAUUUGUUAUGUUGUCAAAACGAAUCUCGGAAUAAUCAUAGUGUUGAUUUGACUGGGAGAGUAUGAUAGGUGAUACAAAUCAGUCUGAUAUCAAUCAUUGUUACUCCGGUGAAGACCCAGUGAUGCACAGUGCUGAACCUGUAUCUGGUGUGAAGCCAGUCAGCGCACACCCGUGAUGUGAGAUCGUGCAGUGAAUGUCUGAGUAGAACCAGGAUGAUGUUUGAAUUUUCAGAGGGAGGUUUGACCACUGAAAUGUCCAUCACAAACAGGUAAAAGAACAGCAGGCACACCUGUGCCCCGCUGUCCAGCUGAGGUUGGGUCUCCGCGACAUUUUGUGACAAGUUAAAUGAAGGAAUGAACUCAUUUAAAAAGUGAUGCUGUAAUUAUCUUUUCCAGAGUAGUUAUGGGGUGGGGAGUUAGUCCACGGGUGUGGAGGUGGGUGGGGUAGUGGGUGAGGGGAUUAUUUAAUUGCUCUGUAGGCGACAUUGCUCUUGUAGACUACAGGAUGAGUCCCUGGAACAAUUGGAAAGAGGCCAGUUCCAGGGCAGGAAGACUGGAAAACCCAGAAGAGAAGCUCCCUUCUUCUGGAUUGGUCUCAUUUCUAAAUAAGACCGUGUGGAAGGGUACAAAGUUCUUGUAGUACAGACUCUUCAACUGAAAUCAAGUACAGCUCUUUGGAACUACCAUCACUGUUGCACGAGCAAGGUGAUCUGUUACUUGUAAAGUUAAACCUGGACUGUUUAAGUUAAAACCGAAGCAACUAAUCAAAACAAGAUCCAGGCAAGAAUGCAAGUUCCCACACAACUGCCUAACCGUCUCCACCAGCUUGGGAUCUGAGCAGCUGAGAAAGCUACUCCCUCGAUACCUCUCUGAGUCUGCAGUACAGGUUAUCUCCCCAUCGUUGGAUACCUGCUCUAACUAAUGGACAAUUCAAUGUUAUCUGCCAGUGUGGUGAGAUAUUGAGUAUGUACGGCCAUGAAUUAAACCUGCCAGGAAAUAAAUAAUUCUUUCUCA